AUGUCGUUGUUUUCAAAUUUUGAUUUGUUGAUUAAGGACUCAGGUCCUCUCCGCCUCCCCACCGCGACCCACUCCUCUUCUAUCACCGACAUUUGGCUCGUCGGCGAACUCACCAAUGCUGCUGGAAACUCCGGCGACUUCCAUACUCUCCGCGACGCCCUCAACAAGCGCAUCCAAGACAAUUGUUUCAACACGAAGUCCACCUUCGACUUCGUCACCAACAAAACCUUCUCCUCUUCCCUCCUCAACUACCUCCUUCAAACUCUAUCCACCCUCAACCACGGCGUCACUCGCAAGAACGCGUUCGAUUCCCUCAUCACGCGCCUCUGCAAGUUCCAGCCCGUCGAUGACGCGCUCCACGUCAUCGAAUAUAUGGUACGUACCGACGCCGGAGGCUGCCGCCCCAAUGCGACCACCUUCUACCCCGUCCUGAAUAUCCUAACGCGCCAGAAAGUCAUAGACCACGCGCGACGCAUGGUGGAUUUCAUGUCCACGCUUGGCGUGAAUCUAGAUCUGACGGGACACAACUACUUUUUCGUACACUGCUACGCUAGAGACGUGGCUGCUGCUGCUGUAGUUUUGAAGAAGAUGGAGGAAGAUGGGAUUGGUGCGGAUGCGCGUACGUUCGACGCGCUUGUGUUGGGCCCGUGUAAGGUUAAGAAGGUGGAUGGUGCUAUGAUGCUAGUGAGAAGGAUGGUGGAUGAUGGAGUUCCUAUUAGGUGUUGGGAUAUUAGGUGCCGUUUUGAUUAUUAA
Arachis ipaensis is the source of this 753-nucleotide messenger RNA. Its product is annotated as pentatricopeptide repeat-containing protein At3g56030, mitochondrial-like. NCBI's taxonomy places the organism in Eukaryota, Viridiplantae, Streptophyta, Magnoliopsida, Fabales, Fabaceae. Gene Ontology annotation, molecular function: protein binding. The record is from RefSeq and is a predicted model, not a curated record.